Zerene cesonia (dogface butterfly) is the source of this 3301-nucleotide messenger RNA. RefSeq lists its product as uncharacterized. The transcript is spliced from 5 exons. The coding region runs from base 499 to 2196 and encodes 565 amino acids. NCBI's taxonomy places the organism in Eukaryota, Metazoa, Arthropoda, Insecta, Lepidoptera, Pieridae. The record is from RefSeq and is a predicted model, not a curated record.
CCAAAAUGGAAGAAUCAGAUUGACAAGUUUGUGAUUUUCGUAAUUUAUAUUUUUGGGUUUCAAGUAUUUUUUUACCUGAGUAAGUUUAAAAAUUGUCUUACACAAAGCGAAAUUCAAGAUCGUAUAAGUAUAAAAAAAUCAUAUGUAUCAAUAAUUCCAUUAUUUGAGUGGAUGAUGAAAAAAAUAGCUUUAUUAGGAUGAUAACAAAAGAUAAUAUAAAAAUUCAGCCUUGUCUCGUUAUGUGUUAUUUUUCGUCACAUGUGUACAGUGAGGAUUAACAAGUCAUGAACGUUCCGAGUGCUAAAAUUCAGGAAUGAAUACGUAACUAAGAAAGUGAUUGUAGGAUUUGUGACGUCACUAGAACGAAAAGACAAUAAAAUAUCGCUUCCACUUUAAAAUGUUUAUUAGUUUUUUUAGGUAAGUGCGAGCGUAUUUACACUGACGUAGUAAGGGGAGAGUUCGCGGCGGAGAGGUGGUUUUCCGCGAGGAUGGGCGGCGAUGUCUGCCCCCUCCGAUAGCGCUGCGAGCCCUUCACCAUGUGCAUGCACCAAUAUAUCGCUCAUGCAAUUGUUUCAUGAGCUAAAACAGAAAUUUCCCGGUGUCCCCGAUCAUGUUGUAUCAAACACCAUUGAAUUGUAUUGCCAUGAUAAAAAAGCUUGUGAGACACAUCUUCACAGAGAAGUCAAAACCUCCUUAACGCACGCUUAUCAUGCGUCGUCGCUGGCAGCUGCACGCCAGCUCAAUGAACUUAAGAUCAAUCCACCACUGAAGUGUCGCAAUCAACCCAUUGUAAGGCACGAAGCUGUCAAAUCAACUAAUGUAAAAUCUGUUACUUGCCAAGCUCCUCAGAAAGCUUUAAUAAGCACAAAUACAGAGUCAGAUAUUCCAAAAGUGAACACUGAUGCCAAUCAAAAUGUUGUUGAUUUAAAAACAAAUGAACCCCCUGCAUGCUCGCCAAUCACAAUUGUGAAUCUUGAUAGUUGUUUUGUAAAGUACAAUGCAGAGUCUCCUAGUGAUGUGGAAUUGACAAAUGAAAACAAAAAGGUUGAUAAUGAAAACCAUGCAAGUCAACUGGAAGAAGUAAAGGAACAAAUAAAGGUACCCGAGCAACCCGAAAGUACGAAUUAUAAAAUAUUAAAGAGUAAUAAAAUUAAAUGUAAUUUACAUGAAAGGUUGGAAAGUGCUAAAGAGAAGAAAACUAUAAAGAAAAAUAAGGAUGAGCCAAAAGAUCAACAACCACCAAUAGAAAAACCACAAAGGCCGAAUACAUUGAAUUUUAUAAAACCCAAUCCAGAUAUUGCAUUUAGUGAGAACACUAAACAUCCAGAAGCUGACUCAUGUCGAACUAUUUCCCCAGCUCCAUCUAUACCAAAGUCAGAGGGCAAGGAGCAUAAAAGCAGUCCAUAUAGAGCAGACAGAGGGUAUCCUCUUAAUUUAUCUGUAAAUGUCAACUGUCAUAUGGACUUAAGUCGUGCAUACGCUGAUCCUUGGUUAGAAGAUUACGAGAGUCCCAGAGCUAUCACAUCUGUUAAUUUAACAGUUUGUACACCAACAUCCAACAUGGCUAGUCCAGUGAGAGAGAACAGAGAGGAUGAUGGAGGUUUUGAAGGGCAUGUAACGGUGACAGUCAGUCCAAGCACAACGAGGCCUACAACGAAACGUAGAGCGCCGCCUCCCCCGUCAUCGAGGAUUGAUUCACCAAGACCUACCAGAGUUGCUCCUGAUCCACCAGGAACAGACCGUCUGUUGAUUGAACGUCAAAAGGAGCGUCUCUCCCGUUUGGCGGCAGCACUAGUGCAAGAGAAAGGUCGUUUGGCGCAAUUGAAUCGUGAGACGCAAAUCUUAGCCGCACCCACCCCAACGCCCUCUGCAGCUCAGCGGUUGAAAGACCAUGUGGAACGGCUGAGAGACGAAUGCGAUAUGCUUGCCAAGCGACUUGAGAUGGGUGCUAGGGCACCCAGGGUGAUGCCCGUUCCGGAGAUGGAUGACGCGGGCAACUUCUACAGCAACAUAUACACGGGCCAGCGGCCGUCCUCCUCGUGGCAGUGUCACAUGUGCACCUUCAGGAACCACCCGCUGCUAGACAAGUGCGAGGAGUGCGACAUGCCGCGAAUAUUCGUAGUUCGUGCUCCGGAUGGAAUAACUGUUCGCUUAAUGCCCGGUCGUCGGAAGAUUGUGCGGUCGUGGGUUUUAUGAAACGAAGUAAUGCCUACGAAUUAUACGUUCUCUAAUCUAUCUUAAGUGCAGUAGUUGAAAACAAUCUGUGAUAUUCGCAUUUGGUCAUAAAAGUCUGAUUUUACGUUGAUAUUUUGAGUCACAUUCCAAAUUGUAAGAAGGCUUGUCUAUGAUUGCAUUUUAUAGGCUUCGGGAAAAUACCGAUAAAGUAUGAAAUCAAUUCCUUCCUAUUCUCACUCGAGUGCUCUGUUGUACCAAAUGCGAAUAACUGUAUGUUAUUUACAUUUUAUCACUGCUGCACUUUAGGUGGAUAGGAAAGUACUACGUAGUGAAAAUACUGUAUUAGUACGUACCUAUUGUAAUACUAUUAAAUAUCUUAUCAAUUUUGUAUUUAUCGUUAGAUAUUUCGAUAUUAUUGAGAAAUCUAUAUCAAAGCUUGGAUGAACGUGAGACGAUGUAUUUAUAUUUAUUAUAAUAUGUAUAUGAGUAGGUUUAUAGAGGCCCGUUUCAAAUUAGGAAUUUUUAUACAAGGAAAAUUUUAAUGGAAUUUUUAAUAAAUAAAUGUGAAGUGGAACGGAAAUGGAGUCACAUUUAUAAAUAAAAGCGUAUUCACAGUAAACUCAAUUAGAAUCUAAACUUACUUAUUAUAUCGGUUGAAAAUCCGUAUUUAAUUUACUGAAAGUACUUUGAAAGAACACUUCAAUGCUAUGAAACUAAAAAAAUAACUAUUAUGUACUCAAGCAUACUCAUACAAAUUACUUUUAAAAAAUAUGCAUAAUAACCACAUCUGCUACGUUUCUGCGAAUUAAAAAUUAAUUGUAGCAAAUAGUUAAAAUACCUUCGUAAAAUUUGUUAUUCCAUAGCUAAAAUCUCUAACAUCGAAAAUAUUAAAAAUUUAAGUGUUCAAAUGCCACAGUGUAAUAAGUUGUAACAUUUAAUUGAAUUCAGUUUUCAAUGAAUAUUCAAUACAAUGUAAUUUCUUUAGGCCACGGACGAACAAUAAAUACCUAAAACGUCCAUACUUUGGGCUUAAGGGGACUACAUAAGCUAAAGACUUCAGUAAAAAAAAUAAACUUAACGAUUAAAAACCCUACAAAUACUCGAGCAAACAUUCUGAUAUUCAACU